Messenger RNA from Morchella sextelata, 450 nucleotides. RefSeq lists its product as uncharacterized. Bases 1 to 450 code for a protein of 149 amino acids. Lineage: Eukaryota; Fungi; Ascomycota; Pezizomycetes; Pezizales; Morchellaceae. The transcript has a single exon. The record is from RefSeq and is a predicted model, not a curated record.
AUGGUCUACCUCACCACCACUCCGGCCACGCUCACUUCCUACGUCCACUCCUGCCGCACCUACCUCAACACUCACCGCUCCGUCGGCCUCCACAUCAUCAGCAAGCUCAGCGCUGUAUGCACAGAACUUGAAAUGCUUGCCACCGAGCUCGACCAGCACAGUCUGCGGCUUUCCUACGGUAACUGCUCCCCGUCAACCUUAAUGAGCUCCUUCGGCCCCGGUGCGGUGAACAAGCUGCUCGCUAUUGGCAUAAAGGUAACAAAAGUGGUGAACAUGGUCGCCGGGUGCUCAGAUGCGGCUUUGAAUGCCGCGGGGGCGGUGAAAGAGUGUUUUGAGUGCUUGAAGGCGAGAGCACAGGGGUAUGAAAGUGCGUUGGGGGCGGCCUUGACGCGCAGUCCUAAUCAGGCAUGGGGGUAUGAGGCGAAAGCAAAGUUUCUACCAAAGCGUUAA